Molecule: messenger RNA, 3184 nt
Organism: Notothenia coriiceps (black rockcod)
Lineage: Eukaryota; Metazoa; Chordata; Actinopteri; Perciformes; Nototheniidae
Product: probable phospholipid-transporting ATPase IIB
Exons: 15
Biological process (GO): phospholipid translocation; endocytosis; retrograde vesicle-mediated transport, Golgi to endoplasmic reticulum
Cellular component (GO): plasma membrane; endosome; trans-Golgi network
Molecular function (GO): ATP binding; ATP hydrolysis activity; magnesium ion binding
Source: RefSeq, a predicted model, not a curated record
GUGGAGCUGGUGCGGUGGACGCAGAGCGUCGGCCUGACCCUGGUGAACAGAGACCUGGCCUCCCUGCAGCUGAGGACCCCCUCCGGACAGAUCAUCUCCUUCCACAUCCUGCAGAUCUUCCCCUUUACCUCCGAGAGCAAGAGGAUGGGCAUCAUCGUCAGGGAGGAGUCGACCGGAGACAUCACUUUCUACAUGAAGGGAGCUGAUGUUGCCAUGGCGAGCAUUGUCCAGUAUAACGACUGGUUGGAAGAAGAGUGUGGGAACAUGGCCAGGGAGGGCCUGAGGACUCUGGUGGUGGCCAAGAAGUCUCUGUCUGAGGAGCAGUACCAGGACUUUGAGAACCGCUACAGCCAGGCGAAGCUGAGCCUCCAUGACCGCGGCCUGAAGGUGGCAGCAGUUGUGGAGAGCUUGGAGCGGGAGAUGGAGCUGCUGUGUCUGACCGGAGUAGAGGACCAGCUGCAGGCCGACGUCAGGCCCACGCUGGAGCUGCUCAGGAAUGCUGGCAUCAAGAUCUGGAUGCUAACGGGGGAUAAACUUGAGACGGCUACGUGCAUCGCCAAAAGCUCCCACCUGGUGUCCAGAACCCAAGACAUCCAUGUGUUCAAGCCGAUCUCCAGCAGAGGAGAGGCCCAUCUGGAGCUCAACGCCUUCAGGAGGAAGCAUGACUGUGCUCUGGUCAUCUCUGGAGACUCCUUAGAGGUGUGUUUGCGCUAUUACGAGCAUGAGUUUGUAGAGCUGGCGUGUCAGUGUCCUGCGGUGGUCUGCUGUCGCUGCUCCCCCACCCAGAAGGCCCAGAUCGUCACGCUCCUCAAGCAGCACACAGCCAAUAGGACCUGUGCCAUAGGUGAUGGAGGAAAUGAUGUCAGUAUGAUCCAGGCUGCAGAUUGUGGUAUUGGAAUUGAAGGAAAGGAAGGGAAGCAGGCAUCUCUGGCUGCAGACUUCUCCAUCACGCAGUUUAAACACAUCGGGCGCCUGCUCAUGGUUCACGGCAGGAACAGCUACAAGCGCUCUGCAGCGCUGGGUCAGUUCGUCAUGCACAGAGGCAUGAUCAUCUCCACCAUGCAGGCGGUCUUCUCUUCUGUGUUUUACUUUGCCUCUGUGCCACUGUACCAGGGUUUCCUCAUGGUUGGGUAUGCCACCAUGUACACCAUGUUCCCUGUUUUCUCCUUGGUUCUGGACCAAGAUGUGAAGCCAGAGAUGGCUCUUCUCUACCCAGAGCUUUAUAAAGACCUCACCAAGGGGCGUUCAUUAUCUUUCAAGACAUUCCUCAUCUGGGUUUUGAUCAGCAUCUAUCAAGGGGGCAUCCUCAUGUACGGCGCUCUGGUGCUGUUUGAGUCUGAGUUUGUGCACGUGGUGGCCAUCUCCUUCACGGCGCUCAUCAUCACGGAGCUGCUGAUGGUGGCACUCACCAUCCGCACCUGGCACUGGCUCAUGGUGGUGGCCGAGUUCUUCAGCCUGGGCUGCUACCUGGCCUCCCUCGCCUUCCUCAACGAGUACUUCGGCAUAGGCAGGGUGUCCCUGGGAGCUUUCCUUGACCUGUCCUUCAUCACGACGUGGCCUUUCCUGUGGAAGGUGUCGGCCAUCACGUUGGUCAGCUGUCUUCCUCUCUACAUCAUCAAGUACCUGAAACGCAAGUUCUCCCCCCCGAGCUACUCCAAACUCUCCUCAUAAGCCAUGAGCUUUCCAUUGUCAGCACUUUUUCCACUCGCCGAUCCUCAGUGAUGGACAGGUAAGGAACCACUGGAACAAUCCAAAAUGGAGGGAAAUCAGUUCUUCGGAUUAUCUCACUGAGAUUUGGGAUUACUUGAAAAAACAGAGCACAUGGGAAGACUCUAAACGAUGGAUUUAGUCACGCAAAAGAAGGGCAACACGGUGUGAGUGACUGCACUAAGACCCCAUUUUUCAUAAAGGGUCAAUCUGCCUUUAUUUGUUUUAACGCAUUUCAAACAAUCCAAAUGUCAUUUUAUACAGUUCUGCAUUUUUUUGGAUGUCUACAUUUUUAUAUGUGAAGUUUAGAAUUUUUUUAGUGUCGUUUUUUUAUUCUUGGUAUUAAUUACAGUUGCCGGCCUGCAUUUUUUUAACUGAGUUGAGUAGGGACAAAAGUGUUUUCUUUGUUACUGUUAAUAAAGCCUUUACAUGCAGCAUUGAUCCUUAAUGCUGUCACGGUAAAACCUCACUGCGCUAAUUCUUUAAAGAUAAACAUUACGACAUUCACAAAUGCUGGUAAAACUUUAUUUCUGUGCGUUUGCUGCUUCGCGUCCUUUACAUUUUGUAAGACGGCGCAUGACAUUAUCAUCUCUGUAUUAUGAACCAGCACUCCAUAGCAGCACUAAACAUUGUUUUGUUAGUGUAUUUGCGAUGUUUGUCGAUGUCUGCCAAACUUCCUGUUUGGACGUGGCCGCUCGCUUUGUGCCUCACCAUGACGUGUGUUAGUGUGCUGAAGCUGCAUCUCACAUAAACAAUCAUCAGAGGUGUUUGUUUUAGUUACCUCUGCAGCCAGAUGUGAACCUCGAGGAACUUCAAUUCUCUUAAAGAAAACAUUUUUCCGAAGAGGAAACCACUUUAAAAGUCACAACAAAGGACCCCGAAUACUGACGGCUGUUUAUUUUUAGACCUUUACUGACAAUAUGACUCCCCUGGGCUUCCAUGUGACUUUGUCCUGUAGCAGACGGUGACAUUGAGCUCUCUUUGAGGAGGAAUGAGUUUUAUCAUUCCCUCUGUGUAAUGCUAUUGUUGAGCAUGAUCUAAGCUCAGUGUUAAAUCAGUUUUUUUAAAUAUACAUUUCAGUAAACAGGAUUUAUUAUAGCUAUGAUUAUUAGUCUGGUUGUCAUAUAUCUUUGAAUCAUAGUUGAGUUAAACUCAGGUCGAUCAUUCCUAAACACGGCUGUUAGUUUAAAUCGUGGCAACUAUACUGUAAAAUGUAGCUACACUAUAAUUAAAAAGACUAAUAAAUGAUGCAGUUGUGCGACUGCGACACAGCGUUUUAAAUUCCGUAUUGACAUUCUUAUGAAGAGCAAUUCCAAAAGUGUUUCCUGCUGAGACCUGUGUUCUGUGUAUGUGAUAAUGUAUACACUUUUCUUUCUUGUCAACUUGCUUUCCCUGUCCUACACUGCGAUUUCUAACAGUAUGUCUUUAUUUAUACAAUUGUUAUUGAAAAUGAAUAAUAAAAAGAGACAACAGUUUC